Molecule: messenger RNA, 3546 nt
Organism: Oenanthe melanoleuca
Lineage: Eukaryota; Metazoa; Chordata; Aves; Passeriformes; Muscicapidae
Gene: MARCHF2
Product: membrane associated ring-CH-type finger 2
Exons: 5
Coding region: 128-868 (246 amino acids)
Biological process (GO): protein ubiquitination
Molecular function (GO): ubiquitin-protein transferase activity; zinc ion binding
Source: RefSeq, a predicted model, not a curated record
CUCAGCUUCUCCAGUCCUGGUCUUGUUCUCUCUCCAGCUGUAGCAGGUGUUCCCUGGAACCUGUAUCUUUGUGCCAUCUUUGUUGUCUCCCGGGUGCCGGGCCCGGGACAGAGGGCUCGGAGCUGCCAUGACGACGGGCGACUGCUGCCACCUGCCCGGCUCCCUGUGCGACUGCCCGGGCAGCGCGGCCCUGGCCAAGGCGGUGGAGGAGUCGGCGCUGGGCCGCCCGCAGUACAUCACACAGGUCACCGCCAAGGACGGCCGCCUGCUCUCCACCGUCAUCAAGGCGCUGGGCGCCCAGAGUGAUGGUCCCAUCUGUCGAAUCUGUCAUGAAGGUGGAAAUGGGGAGGGACUGCUUUCCCCAUGUGACUGCACAGGAACACUGGGCACCGUGCACAAGAGCUGCCUGGAAAAAUGGUUAUCCUCCUCCAACACAAGUUACUGUGAGCUCUGCCACACAGAAUUUGUUGUAGAAAGAAGACCAAGACCUUUGACAGAGUGGCUGAAGGACCCCGGGCCCCGCAAUGAGAAGAGGACGCUGUUCUGUGACAUGGUGUGUUUCCUGUUCAUCACCCCCCUGGCGGCCAUCUCGGGCUGGCUGUGUCUGCGCGGGGCCCAGGACCACCUGCAGUUCAACAGCCGCCUGGAGGCCAUCGGGCUCAUAGCACUCACUAUUGCACUUUUCACCAUCUACAUCCUUUGGACACUGGUCUCGUUCCGCUACCACUGCCAGCUGUACUCGGAGUGGCGAAGGACCAACCAGAAAGUCCGCCUGAUGCUGCCGGCCUCGCGGAGCCCCCGCCCCGUGCCCCACUCCCUCCUCGCUGCCAAGCUGGUGAAGAAGAGCGCGGACGAGACCACCGUGUGAGCCAGCAAGGUGGAGGCUCGGGUGUCCCGGAGAGCCAGGGAACGUGGCAGCUCUGAGUCAUCCCACCCAAAGGGACUCUACGCUCAGCACGUGCUUUAGACCUUGGCAAAGAGACACGUAAUCAACAUCUGUGUGUGAAAUGGCCCGAAAGAGCCCGAUGGCAGAAAAUGCCUGUCUGCAGGGACACUUUCCUAUAAUGAAAUACCAUACGUGGAAAACAUCUCCCUCUAUAUAUAUAUAUAUAUAUAUAUAUAUCUAUAUAUAAUAUUAUUUUUUAAUGGCCAUGUAUAUUGUGUUUCAAUCCUUUUGUGUUGAUGUUCUAAGCUUCAGGAUAGAAGCUGGCAACCUGAUCUCAUUCAGAGGUUAAAUCAAUGCCUUUUCUCCAAAUGAGCAUAUGAAGAACACUUUUCAUCAACCAUUCUUGAAAGUCCCCUUCUCCUUUGCACUAAAUUGGUUUUGAUAUACUGCAGCAGCCUUCCCGUUACUCUUUGGUCUCUUUUGUGGUGUUCUGUCCUUUCUAGAAAGUUGAGUGUUUUUAAUAAUUAUUACAAUCCCAGAAGGAGUAAAAUGACAUAAUACCGAAUGGAGACAUUUUGUAUUGUAAAGUACUGUAAUUCUGAGAAUUUCAAAAUCAGUUUCAGAAUGAGAGAAUAUUUUCCGGUGCAGACAUGAUCUCACAAACUGCUUUCCUUGAGAUCCUGGCUCAUCCCCAGGACUCGGAUGCACUCAGCCCUUGGUCUGUCUGGCAAAGGUGGAUGGAGGAUCCCAGGGUGGGGAGAGAUGGCUCCAUGCUAGCUAAGCCCAUUGCCUUUUGCUCUGAAAAGAUUGAGAAAGGAGCUUUCCUGACCCCAGAACUUGGGAGUUGGAGUCUCUGUUUGCUGAUGUCCUUUGGCCACCUUGAGGCUGGACCUCCUGUAGCAUCAGUUUCACUCGUACCUUAGGGGACAGGCCAUGCCCUGCAGCGCUGGCAGGUGCUCUUGGCUGUCUCUGUGCUUUACUUGCACAUUCCAGAGGAGCUGCUGGGACUGGGUUCAUCCUGGUGGUGCUCCCUGCCUGUUGUGUCCUCUAGUGAAACCACCCCCACCCUCAGUUUGCUGGUUUCCAGAGAACAGGCUCUGGGGGGGGUCCCUUGUCCUAUGGGGCUGGUGUUCCUCCUCCUCCUCCUUUCACCUGCAUUUCCAGCACAUGCAGCUCUCAAAGCCCUCUGUUUCAGAGUGCCCCCUCUGCCAAGAGUCCCCCUGGUUUGGCUUUGGUUCUUGCCUCUGCCACCUCCUCAUCCUGCCAGGCAGCGCCCAUGCCUGGUGCUGAGCUUUCCUGAGCCGAUUGGCACAGGCUGUGAGGGCACUGGCAGUGACACUGCCAUGCCAGGUGUGUGUGCUCCAGCUGCUUUGCUGGAGCCUGGGCUCUGGCUCCAUGGUGGUGAGGGUAGAGAGCAGGCAGGAGGCAGGCUCAGAGGGGCCUGUGUCCUUGCAGUGGGUGCUGGUCAUGCACUAUUGUCCCUUUGCCCCUUUGCUGAAAGCAAGUGGGUCAGUGCAAUGCCUUGAGAGAUGGAGAUCUGUAAUUUCCUGAAUUCAAAGCACCAUGUGCACUUCUUCCUCUUUCUUCUCUCUAGCUGCAAAGCAGGAUGUGUUUCCUUAUGUGUUCCCUCACCCUGAGCUGGAAGUUGCUGGUGGCCUGAGCAGCUGGGAGCAGUGUGCCAUCAUGCCCAACAGGAUUGCUUUAGCCCUGGCCCCUGGUCUGUCUCUGCUCUCCUCUCCCAGGGUUCUGGUGCAGCUUGGGGAUACCCCAACAUAUCUUGCAGCAGCCUCUCUGUGCCCUGAGAUCUGCCCUGAAUUGGUCUCCCUUCCAAGCCUGCGGAGCUGGUGUGAGCAUGGGGUGAAUGUCCUCUGCUACAGCCAGGCUGCACAUCUCUGCUCCCCUCUCGUGGCCAGCCCCCCACUGUCCCUUCCCUUCUUCCACAUACCCAUGGGUGUGUGCCCUUUCCUCAGUCAUGCACUCAUGCAGGGAUUACUCUGCUCCUGGUACUCUUGGUGGAGAGGCUGCUGCAGUCCCUGCUCCAGUCCCAUCCCAUUCCCACACAGGCACUCCCCACUCUGCACACCCCUUCCAUGGCAGCAGACUCUGCACCACUGCUCUGUGCCUUGUCCUGGGUGCCCUUUCCUUCAGCCCCUUCCCAACAGCCCCCUUGUCACCAGGACAUCAUCAGUGAAGAAAAAUGGGGGAGGUGGUUUAACCUUCCCAGCCCUGGCUGCCUCCCAGGAGCUUGGUCCUUGAAUGCACCAAGUUCUGGCAGGUGAUGAGGGAUGCUCUCUCCCGCAGCACGUCUCCAGGGUAAGGACUUCAUGGAGCCAGUGGUCCAGUUAAGAAACCCACUGUUAAUCCAAAUAUGCAACUGUGAAAGCCAGAAGCCCCUGGCUGGGGCAGUGGGGGCCCAGCCCUGUGCUGUUGUGUGGCUGCAGCUGCACUCAGCAUCCGUGACUUUAUUGUCAUUGCCAAUAAUUGGAGUUGUUGCAUGUGCCCCUGCAAGACCCAGUAGUGACUCUUUGAGUCUUGUCCUCCUUCCCAGAGGAGUUGUUCAGCUCGUGGAUGUGGGCAGUUGGUGUCUGACCCACCACGUUCCAGUGCAUUCUGGGGAAACGGGCUGUGCAAUGAUGUAAAUAAAAGUGAGACAAACUUUG